Messenger RNA from Lymnaea stagnalis (great pond snail), 3251 nucleotides. NCBI's taxonomy places the organism in Eukaryota, Metazoa, Mollusca, Gastropoda, Lymnaeidae. The record is from the annotation of a GenBank genome assembly.
UUAUCACUUAGUUAAUGUUUGAUGAAUAUCAUUGAUGAAACCCUGAUAUUAAAGUGAUAAAAGCCACUCCCGAGUAACAGCUGAGCAUAAUUAAAUAGUAUAUAUGAUUUAAUAAGUGAUAAUGUGAAUGUAGAGAAACUCAACUGUGCACUCCCCUUGCAGCACUCACAUGCAUUGAAAGGAUAAAAGGCGAUACCGGCUAUGUAGAAUUUAGCCCAUGCGACGGCUCGGGUCAGUAGUGCCUACUACUACUACUACUACACUUACAGACAGUAACACACUUAACUGCUGAGUUACACAUUGACGAGUGAUGUUACUGUCAGAAGUAGAUGAGAACCAUUGCAGCAUCUAUAUUUUUUUAAUGAACAUUGAUGAUUGAGAGUCAGCAUUAUUAUAAAAUUGAAUGUAUGUUUUAUAAAGGCCCUUCAAUGAUACUUCCAUGUACUGCAGCCUGGAUAGUGAUGAAGAAGUGAAUAGAGGUGAUAAUCAUAAUAAUAAAUACCAGCCUGAUGGACGGCAGCCAUUGAGAAUGAGUGAAUAAACAAGUUAGGCUUACUACUGACUCUGGAAAAUAGAGGAGAUAGUGAUACUCCUGAAGCAAUUAUUAAUUUAUUUAUAUAUUAAAUUUUAAUCUCCACAGAAAUUAAAAAAACAAAACUAUGAGUAGUCAGCGAGGAAAUGUUGCAAGGACUCGCACACAAAAAUAUCAAAAUUCCAGGGCUUUUAAAAAUGACAUGCACGAUAAAUCUUCAAAGAUAAAAAUGAUCAACAAUCUUUGUCCAGAAGGUAUAUGUCAUCGUUGCAAAGAAAUAAUUGAAUGGAAAAUAAAGUAUAAAAAGUACAAACCUCUUUCGCAGCCAGCAACAUGGUAGGUAAUGUAAUUAAAAUAGAUUCUUAGUUAGCUUAUAUGAUAAAUUACUAUACAAUUCACACAGCUAUUAUAAGAAAUCUGGCAUGGUAACUUUGUUCUCUUGUACAUUUUUGAGGGCAACAAUGAUGCUGAAAGCACAAUAAUUAAUUUAUAGUUAACUGUUCAAGUUCAAGGGUUAGUCAUAUAACCAAUGUAAUCAAAUCCUUGUUUUUAUCAAAGGAACCCUUUUUGCUUUUGACAAGCAUAAAAUCCAUGCCUUCAGUUAUGUCUCAUAGUGAGUGGAGAGAAUGAAGUUAUGUUAUGAAAAAUUUUUAAAAAUUGUAAAAUCAUUGCACUAAAAUGAACAAAAGACCUAGCCAUCACUACCAUGUCUUAUUUACUUAUACUUAGCCUUUUACCCAGCCUGGGGCAUAGGCCAUCUACAAGAAUUUUUCAUUCAUCUCGGUCAUGUGCUUUGUUUUACAGUUGCUUCCAGGUGUAUCCUAUACUUUAUGUGUCUGCCUCUAGCUCACAUCUCCAUGUAUUCUAUGCCUUCCUCUCUUCCUUUUUCCCUGGGGGUUUACGAAGAUUUUGCCCUAUCCAUCUUUUCCUCAUGUUUUCAGCAAUAGGCUCCUGGUAUCACUAGUAUGUCCUUUCCAGUAAGUCUUUGUUGGUGAUGUUGUUUGGCCAUUCUAAGGCAAGUGUUUGUGAAGGUCUGUACUUCCUGCAUGAUGCUCGCUGAUGUUCUCCAAGUUUCGGCUCCAUAUAACAGGACUGUUUUGACAUUUGUGUUGAAAACUUGAGUUUGCAUAAUCAGAUCCUUUGAUUCCUAUAUUUUCUUACUACCAUGUCUAAUUAAAGAUACGUUACUUAUCGAUGCUGUGAGUUGGAUCUCUAUUUUAAAGCUCAGACACUCCAUUGUACAUAUUUUGACAAAGGCAUUUAUAAAUGUUUGUGUGUGCACACAAUUAACUUAGUUUCUCCCAGAUUCUUUUGAUAAGCCUGAUACUUAACUACAUUGGUUUCCCCAUGGUCAUUGCAGUUUAAGGAAAGAAAUACCAUUGAUCAGUUCCUCCCUUCCCAUUAUUUCUUCAGCCAAUUUCAAGAUUAGGACAAUACCUUUAAGAUUUAGACAUUUUUAAAUUAAGAAACUUACAUAUUUUUUAACAGUGUUAGGUGUCAUGAUAAAACUGUAAAGAGGGCUUAUUACACUGUCUGCCAACCUUGUGCAACUGAAGCUAAAGUUUGUGCUAAAUGCAAUACAAAACAGGAAAAUAUUGUUAAGUAUGUACCUUUUACUUUUUAAUGAAUUUUUAUUUACAAGCAACCCAUGACUCUUGAAUUUAUUUCUAUUUAUUUGAAGAGCAUAUUUUUGGUUAUGUCAUAAAACACAAAGUAACAUUUUUAAAAAUUUGCCUCAGUUCAAGUUUUAACAUACCUUGUGCUUAAUGUAUACCGGUAAAUUUUAAUAAUUAUUAAUUAUUUUUAAAAGUUUUAAAUAACAUUUAAUUUUCGUUCAAUUUCUUUCAGCAAGAAUUUAUUUUCAGUCACUGGAAAAUAGCAUCUACUACCGGUACUACUAUUACUAUUAUUAAAUGUGCUUCUAAUUUUGCAUUAAUCACAUUUUUCUUCUCCUUUGUAUUUUAAUACUUUUCUUUUUCAGACCUGGUCCUAGUGAGCAAGAAAAGAUGUUACAAGAUGGGCAGCUAAAAUUUGAGUUGAAACAGCUAAAAGAGAGACAGAGAAGUAUGUUUUGCAAUAAAAUUUUUAAAUAAAUUGAUACAGCUUUUCUAUCAUUUUGGAAGUUAUAAAAGUGGUUAUUUAUCUCCAAUUUAAUUUUAUAUUUCAUUUCCUCUCGUUUAUUUCUUUCUUUAAUUAUUACCAUCUCCAUUAGUGUUCUUUUCUGCCUUUUUUAAUUAAGAUAUCAGUUAUAAACACAACCACAAUGCACCGCAACGAUUCUAUAAGUAAAAAUUGUACAAUGUUACAGAGUUUCAUGCCUAGAUCAUUAGUUAUUGAGAUUUCACAAUCACUUUUAAGAAUUUGGGCAUUCUGAUUUUGUCUUUUAAUCACAGGAUCGUUUUUUCGGCAUAUUGAAAAGGGUGAGAGUCCAUCAGUUGCCUUGGAAGCAGCUAGUGCUACACUAGAUGAAAAAAGUUUUGAUGGAGAUGAAACCACUGAUGAUGAUGAGACUUCCAAUGAUGAAGAGUAUUGCAGAAGUUGACCCUUAGAAUUAAACUUUGACACAUAAUUCAUUAGUUUUGCUUUUUUUCUCUUCAUCAAAACAUUUAAUUACUGGUAUAAGUCAUUAUUGUUUAAUUAGAUUAAUAAUUGUUUAGGUACUGGUAAAUAAUACAUUUUUUGAAGAUGUCAGGCCAGCAGCCAUAUUGCUCAAGCUACC